AUGCUCCACAUAUACUCGUGUCAGCAUAGUGACAUUGAUAGAAAGAAACUUUGGUUUCGAUCAAUCACCCAUCACUACAGUCAGAUCCUUGCAGCGACUUUUAGCUGUAAAGUUGUACCACUCAUUCCUUGCCCUUUCGCAGCUAUCCCAAAGUCAACCAGGCCAAAUUCAUCUCUAACAACUAAUCUCACCAUCAACAAACUUUUCACCCUCUACACUCUGACCAUGAAACUCGCAAGCAUAAUACUCUUCUCCUCCUCGCUUCUCGGCAUGGCAUCAGCAGGCUACCUGAUCAAGAGCGUGCCCGCAAGAGUUAUAUUGCGAGCAAAACCAAGGCACUCAAUCUUCGCAAAACGUGGGUGCGACAACAGUCAAUGCCCUCCACCCCCCGACCUGGGAUGUUUGACCUCGACCAGGCACUCCAUCGAGUGCGGCAAUGGCAACGACGACUGCUGGAUUAUUCCACGUGACUGUGCUUCGUUGUGCCGAUGCAUGUAUUAUAAUCCUUACAAUGACUUGCUGGAUUCUUGCGCUCGGGGUGUGCCGGGUACAGAUAGCUACAGUUGUCAUUGUGUUUUUGACUGCGCGCCUCUUGGCCCGAAAUCAGGAAAUGGGCAAUGCACGGCUUCCCAGGAUAUUUGCAAGCUACCUUAG
Bipolaris oryzae ATCC 44560 is the source of this 654-nucleotide messenger RNA. RefSeq lists its product as uncharacterized. Bases 1 to 654 code for a protein of 217 amino acids. NCBI's taxonomy places the organism in Eukaryota, Fungi, Ascomycota, Dothideomycetes, Pleosporales, Pleosporaceae. The record is from RefSeq and is a predicted model, not a curated record. The transcript is spliced from 5 exons.